This is a messenger RNA of Verruconis gallopava, 1472 nucleotides long. RefSeq lists its product as uncharacterized. The transcript has a single exon. Bases 38 to 1441 code for a protein of 467 amino acids. Lineage: Eukaryota; Fungi; Ascomycota; Dothideomycetes; Venturiales; Sympoventuriaceae. The record is from RefSeq and is a predicted model, not a curated record.
GAAUUUCUUGCUGCCGUCCCUGGGACGAUCACAUCACAUGCGGGAUCCCCGGCCAAUCAGACCCCCUUCGCCUCUUCCCCGCGGCUACUUACAGGCUCGCUGCAGCUCUCAAUCUUUAAGGCUGCCCCAACAAUUCUUUGCAGCUGUGCUCGACCUCGAAAUUCAACUAGCUAAUCAAUUGUUCCUCACAAAAGCAGCGGCAAACCGAAAAAAAAAGGCAUCCAUUUCCCUGCUACCACCGAGAGAGGCGCGUGUCGAAGCAAUGGACGUGCAACCCGCGCACCGCUCGCGGCGCUCCUUUCCAAACUUGCAGCAUCUGUCGCUCGCACCUCUCAGCUCGCGAUUCCCCCUCGACGGAGACGACUUCGAAGCUGAGCCAGACCACGAUGCCGAUCGUAUACGGCUGUCCUACAUCCAGGGCAAGUCGGCCCCGACAACGCCUAGCAUUCUCGCCGAAAGCCGUAACUCAAGCCGCCCGCGGAGCGCCAGCAAGAGUGCGAAACGACGCUCUGCACACGGACACGAGCAUUACUUCUCACCAGAUCUCAGGUUCGAGGACAUGCACUUGCCAAAGGCAAAGAGCGCUGUGGGGUUGGUCGACGCCGCGGCUGGCGGAAGACUACAUCAUGCGCGCAGGGCUACGGGGGAAGGUACGCUCAGUCCUAUGCAUACCAGACAUGUCCCCAGAGAGUCAAAAAGCAGUAAUGACGACGACGAGUGGCUUCACAGGGCGGGAAUGAUCAUGUCAGCAGAGGCUCGAGAGAAUAAAGGCCAGAGUUGGCUGGUGAGCAGAGAUAGUUCGACGUCGCUCGUUGCGUACACGAUGUCGGGAGAGCAUCUUGACGACGACGUGCAAGGUGCACCGACGUCGCCCUAUCUCUCCCGCACGCAGAGUCACAUCGCCAGCCACGUUGCCAGUCGUGUUGGAAGUAGAGCGCCAAGCGCAAGGACAAGCCGACGGGGUUCUUUGGCCGCCGGCGGCAGCAGAGUCGGCUUCAUGACGAGCAUGGAUGGAAAGACGCCUGGAUCAGUAGUAGCUUCCGAGGGUUACUUCGACGACGUGGCAGACAUCGCGGAGCCGGAUUUCGUGGAUCCGGACGAAGAUGGCAUUGUAGAUGACGAAGAGGUCUCACGUUUGGCGAAGCAGAAGUCGUUCGGGUUUGGGAGACUUAUAGAUCGAAUGGUAGGGUUCUCCUUGUUCAACGUGGAUGAAGAUGCAGAGGAGGUAGAGGAUGACGAGUCCGAGCUGUCCAAAGAGGAAGCUUUGAAAAGAAAGCAGGCGGCGCUGAAAAGGAGGAGGGAAGAGCUUGCGAAAGCCGCAGAGAGUUCUGCCUACGCCACGAGAAGAGCUGAUCAGAUUGAGCCUGCAAAGCAAGGUGAAGAAGGGGGCUGGCAAGAUGCCGCCUGGCUGUUGAGCGUAGCGUCUAAAGUGCUCUACUAGCGUUUAUCUAAUUCAGACCAACCGUCCUAGA